AUGGUUGACUUUUCGUCGUCCGUCAUCGGCCACGGCAUCACGGUCCAGACGAUAGAGAAUGUCAAUGGGUCAAAGCAGAAGUCGUUCAAUGAGCACAACGACACGUUCAAAGAGUACAGCAAGGGAUCGAAAGGCCAGACCACAAUUGAGCCGGACAUAUUCUUCAGGGAGUUCGAGUUGAGGCCAGGGACCGUCAUGCAAAUGCUCAACAUUGUCGACAAGAUUCCCCGGAGGUCGUUUUUGCCCCGGGUCAAUCCGUCGAAAUUACUAUUCUCGACCCAGCGGUUGCGGGAAGUGAAAGAGCUGUUUGCCAUACAGGAAGGCUCGGCCACGGAGCACGUGAUCCUCAACACACUGUGCGAGUGCAAGAGGCCACCGAGCCGGGGUGAGACGAAGUAG
Molecule: messenger RNA, 399 nt
Organism: Eucalyptus grandis
Lineage: Eukaryota; Viridiplantae; Streptophyta; Magnoliopsida; Myrtales; Myrtaceae
Product: polygalacturonase 1 beta-like protein 3
Exons: 2
Coding region: 1-399 (132 amino acids)
Source: RefSeq, a predicted model, not a curated record